AUGGGUGGCAAGUGCUGCACUGACCGGAAACCGCGGCCUCAAGGAUGGCGCGAGAAGCCGCUCCCCAACAAGAUGGGUGCGAGCCUCCGGCAAGCCUGGGCUGAAGGUGUCAGCGGUCAAGCGCUCUUCGUCGUCUACCUGGACAACGAGGACAAGUCCAUCGGCAUCGAGUUUGAGACGGACUCGCUCGAGGUCAAGGCUGUGACUCCAGGAGGACUCUUGGACAAGUACUGCGAGCAGGAGAACGAGUUCGUCUGUCAAGGUGACAAGAUCUAUUCCGUGAACGACUUCACCGACAAAACCGACGUUAUCCGUCAGUUGAAGGAGGAGUCUCAGCUUGAGAUUAUGUUCUCGAAGCUGAUCGUGGAUGCGAAGAUCAUUAAGAAACCAGGGAAGAAGCUGGGUGCAGCCACAGAUACCGAGACCUUCACCAUCCUCAAGAUCGCGGAUGAGAGUCUCAUCGCAGACUGGAACAAGCAGAAUCCGAAGGAGAGGAUCUGCAUUGGAGACAGGGUGAUAGCUGUCAACGGCAUUGUUGACAAUGAAAAGGCAAAACAAGAGAUCGGCUCCAAGGAGGAGCUCUUGCUGCGCGUGAUGCGAGGUCCACGAAGGGCUGAGCAGGACCCUAUGGGCGCAACGGGCAAGCUUCCUCCUCCGAAGGAUCCGGAUGGUAAGGGUGGGAAGCCACCGCCACCUGAGAAGCCUACCAUGAAGCUGUAG
Messenger RNA from Symbiodinium sp. CCMP2456, 720 nucleotides. The record is from the annotation of a GenBank genome assembly. Lineage: Eukaryota; Dinophyceae; Suessiales; Symbiodiniaceae.